AUGGUCAGGCUAUUCCCGGGGUUCUUGAAAAAAAUCAUUGUACAUAAGGGCACAUCGCCGGAUCCUGACGGAUGCAAAAGAGAUUCGACUAGCGAAGCAGCCGCCUCAUAUGUUGGACGAUACUCAAUAGAAAGUGGCGCUUCAGUGAACGAAUCAAGGACAACAGCUGAGCAGGGGGGUUCUUGCACCGUGGCAACAGAGGAAGGCGUUGCCAAAGGCGAUCUAUUACAACGCGGCAUCACAUCCAAUAUCGCAACAAUCGCGCUCGGUGAGUGGGGAUAUCCACUGUAUGAGGACUGUCGUGACGAUUCCUUCUUCUCGGGGAAGUAUUUUACAGGCUUUCUACGCAACUACGUCACCAGCAGUGACCCGCUGGAGGACUUCAUAUCUGCUUCGAGGACUAAACUCAUACCUAAGGUUGAAGAAUCAGAUUUUGCCGAAUAUAUUCGUCAAAUUUCGGUGUUUUAUGCAACUAUGAAUGAAGAUGCCCCUAGUGGCGACGGCGCUGAGGGUGCUGAUCGCCAAGCAGCGCCAUCAGAAGUGCAUGUGCCCAGGGAGUAUUAUAGUGAAGGAUAUGUGUUGUCUAAGAAUGACGUAUUUAAAGAGGAAGUCGAACGUAUACCGGAGAUCAUGACAACGUUGGAGGCACAACUCGAUGCUGUUAAUUGCGAACUGCAGGAAAUGCUAGAAAGGCGCUACGUACACGUUCACGAGGCGUGCACAAGCGUAGAAGAGCUACACAAUCGGUUUCUAGAUGUCACCAAACAAAUUAAUCGAAUACGAAUGGAUCUGGAGGGUGAAACUACCAAGGGUACUAUCAUGAAAAGCUUAUCAACCGCGCCAAUCAAAAAAGAAGAGUUGGAUGCCAUUCUUCAGAAAGGUAUAUCACGCAAGAAAGAACUGCAGACAAUGCUGGAAUAUUUGCAAAUGUUCAGGGCUAUCAUAGCGCUGCCGGAAUAUAUACAGGGUAUCGCAGACUCCAAUGGCAUUGCAGUCGCAAACUUCCUCAGUCAAUCCGUAGUGAAUUAUCUGUGCGAUAACUUGGGAAAGUUUAAGCUCGCGCAUUCUGUAGCCGGCGUAGUCAGCGAAUCUAUACUCAACAUCCAGCGUGUCGCCGAGACUAAAUUUAUUAAUAUUGCGUUAGUUGCCCUGAUAGACCUCAGGGAUACGUCGGACAUGAAGAGUUCGAUUGAUUCGUUAAAAACGAUGCUCGACCAAAUGCAUCAACCGUUAAUCGCACUGACAAAUGCCUCGAUGUUGAGGGAUGCGAUGGAAACCUUAACUCUGGCGUGCAAGGGUGCUAAAGCGGCCAUCGGUUACGAAAAAUACGAUACCUGGACCGAGCUUGCGAAAUCUUUUGAGGGGCAUAAAUCUAGGCUUCUGUCAUACUUCUUUUUAUCGCAAGUUUGGGGGUGCAUGGUUUUGCGGCGCAUGCUGUGCGUGGAGAGGAUGCGACAAGACAAAACCCUUUCGAUGGAAUCCACCGAAUCCGUGAAAUUGGCUGAAAAAGUACUAUCCGUGGUACAAGAUCGUAUGUCAUCGACUAAUCCUGUUGGUAACAUGACUACAGUAUCAACUAUUUCUGCAUUAGUCAGUAAAACGGUGGUGUUACCGCCUAUGUGCAUGAAUGACAUUGACUACUGGUCAAUUUACCAAUCAGGGAUUCGCACAGAUUCUAAUUUAAACAAAACAAAAGGUUCGGACUCUAUUGACGCUGAUAUAAGCGAUGUUUUGGCUGCUUACGUUGCAUCCAUAAAACACAUCGUCGACACGGCGUCAAAAAAUUCGUUCGAUGAUUUUGCGAAUCACGUGGUAUUGACGUCCAACUUCAAGGCGGAAUUUGAUGUUAGCGAGUUUAUAAACUUUGUGGAGAGUUGUAAGGCUUUAAAAACACAGUAUGAACGACUCCAGGUUGACAUAAAGGCCAUGUACCUUUUUCCUUCUAUGAUUCUGAGAACUUUAGACAACGAGUGGCGUUCCGACAAACAUUCAAAAAUGGUUUUGAGUCCUGGGAUAACGGCCAUUAAAUCUAUAUUACCGGAUGAAGAUCGUGACAUCACGUAUGAAUUCCGGGCAAUAGUGGACCGAGUCAUCAAGUCGCUCGGUGUAUCAUGCCUAGAGGUGCUUAAAUCGAAUAACGUAACGUGUGUGCAAUCUGCGCUGGCGGAAGAAAUUUGGGAUGCGCCUUAUGCUCACAGCUACUCCACUGCCGAUGGUGAAGUGCCAUUUUUGUUGAUGAAAUCAUGUGCAAGUAUCGACGAAAGGCUUAACCUAUAUUUACUACUUGCGGAGGCCUUGCCGUGCACAGGAGAGUGCGCAUCACAGGAUUGUACACAGCUCAUCGAGGUAUAUCAUUCAAUGAUCGAUGCAGAGGUGUCGAUGCUGCACUUCCAAGAGGCAGACAUAGACAGUUCUACCAUGCGCAAGGCAUGCCUUAUAGCUGAAGCUUUGAGGUAUUUCUCACACAGGAUAACCGAUGUCGUUAAAAACACGAUAAAUGCUAUGUCAGCUGCGGUUGUAGCACAUGCGUAUGAGCCAAAUGCGUGCCCAGCAGAUUUGGAUGCUAAGCGCAAAGGUCUCCAUGAAGCAGCAGGGCAAUGUUCCGACAAUUUGAAAUCAUUGAGCCGUAGAAUGCUUGAAACAAUUUCAAACGAAAUCGGUAGUAAGAUGGCGCGUCAAAUGAAUUUCUGGGUUUUACAGCCCUCGGAUUCCUGCUACGAUGACAAAGCACUGCAUGACAUGAUACAAAUUGUACAAAAUAGUGUUGAUAUAGUGUCAAAAGUGCUAAUGGACGUCGCAGAUGUUCAAUUUGUAUUUGCGAAUGCCUUUAAGCAGCUUCAUACAGUCAUACCUGUUGAAGAUAUAAAUGAGCAACUGAAGGAAGACUUUCGCGAUAGUUGCGCCGAGUUAAUAACCAGACUCUCACACAACACCUGUAUAAAACUGGAGAUAUUCUCAUUAGCAGACACACUCUCUAAUGAACUAUUCAGCUAA
Babesia bigemina is the source of this 2994-nucleotide messenger RNA. Its product is annotated as TelA-like protein. The record is from RefSeq and is a predicted model, not a curated record. The transcript has a single exon. Bases 1 to 2994 code for a protein of 997 amino acids. Lineage: Eukaryota; Apicomplexa; Aconoidasida; Piroplasmida; Babesiidae.